UAUUAAUCAAUUAUGCACCCUAAAACUACUUUAUUUUUGGUAGAUGUUUUAUUUUCUUUUUAUCAAAAAGAAAUUCAACUGAAAUGGGAAAAUGAUCGAUUUUUAGUCAAGGCUUAUGGAAUCGUCAUGUGACAUGACUCAUCGCAGUCUGUCCAUCCGAAACAGGAUAAAGCCAAAACGGCUGAACCGAUUGAGUUUAAACAUUUGCAUAGGUAUCUAUGUUAGUUAGACAAAGUUAAGUUUGCAGAUGACCAAUAUGGGUCAACUUAGGUUGACCUGUGGGAGUAUUUGGUAUGGAGGCUAAAAUUGACUACUGAGGUGGUCCAAAUACAACUUUGGAAGUUCAAGAUUUUCGGAGUUCCCCUAGUCUUCAGGGGGAAUGAUUUGUAAAUCCUUGAAAAAUGUGGUGCCAAAGUGUAGAAAAUAUUGACAUUCGAUAUCGAUAGCCCGGUCAAUAUCGACAAAAAUUUAGAAAACGAGUCUGUCCCCGACUCGGGCUAAGUGAAGUCUACGCUGUAGCUUAUUAAUUAUAUUACUAGGAAUAAGAAGCACACGUAAAUAGCAAAGCUGGUUAUAAAUAAUUGUAAAUUCGGGCAGAGCCGACUGAACGUUAAAAUGGUUUUAUCCGCAACAAUGUUCUCUUGACUUGACGCGUGGCAAGGAAUUAGUAAAAUUUCCUCAACAAUCAAAAAAUAUAAAGGAAUAGGCAUAAAAAAGCAGAUACUACCAAUUUUAAGAUUCAUACUAUAGCUUUCUACUAUUUCAUGGUUUACUGUAUAUAGAGCUAAGGUUUAAAUUCCCAUUUUUUAUCACAUUUUUAUAAUAUUAAUAAGUGUCGUUUUGAGGUAUUAUUGCCAUUCGUGUUUAUGACCAUGCCUGUUAAUCAUUCGUUUAAGACACUCUUAUCAUUAUUAUUCUGUGGGAAUUCCAUAAGAGAUCCGAACUAUUAGGCAGGGUUAUCUCAUGGAUGUGCCAUUACUAAACCAAGCUAUAUUCUGAUCAGUCCCAAUUGCAAAAAGUCCAUUUAGUUGAAAAUAACCGUUUUCAGCAAUAAAAUUAUGAAAACUUCAAAAUCAGAUCUCAAAUUUCUCCCAUUUACAAAAGAAGGAUGGUUAGACUACAGUUCGGAAGAAUUAGCCCCACAUUCCAGCUACGAACCAUACGCGUGGGAGGUGUUCGACUGGAAGUCAUUUGUGCAAUGGGUCAACAGAAAUAUGCACAUUUCCAUUGUAAUCAGCGUGGUCUACAUCGCAGUGAUAUUUUCACUUCAAGCUUUCAUGCGAAACCGGAAACCAUUCGGAUUAAAGAGAGAGCUUGCCAUUUGGAAUGGUGCUUUGGGGCUCUUUUCAAUUAUGGGGUUGACUCGGGUCCUGCCAGAUUUGUGGGGUCAGAUAAAUCGGCCUAAUGGACUGUAUCACGCACUCUGUGUCAAGGAGAGGAUAAGCGUCCCUAUGAUAUUUUGGGGAGGACUAUUCGUGAUUUCAAAAGUCGUAGAGUUGGGUGACACCAUCUUCAUCGUGUUAAGAAAAAAACCAGUUCAGUUCCUUCAGUACUUUCAUCACGCAUUGUCACUCACGCUGGCGUGGACCACUGGACCAUAUCUUGAACCAAUAUGUAGAUUCUACAUAUUAAUGAACUACGGGGUGCACAGCUUAAUGUAUCCGUACUUUGCGCUUAAGUCAAUGAACGUCCACAUCCCGAGACAAUUCGCAAAUAUAAUUACGGCUUUGCAAUUGAUACAAAUGGUGAUUGGUGUGACCAUAAAUGUCUGGACGUCAUACCUCUAUUAUAUCUUCGGAUCCUGUCACCGAUACGAGUUCUCCAUAAAAAUGAUAUGGAUAGCGUAUGGCAGCUUUUUAGUUCUAUUCGGGGAUCUUUUUUACCGUCUCGUGCUCAAGAGGACGAAAAAGUCAAGUCCUGUCAACAAGCAGAAUUAAGGAUACAUGAGAUAACUCUUAGUAAUUAACGUGUAUCAUAGUACUUACAUAUGUAUGUAGUAUCUGUUAAUUAUGUGCAUAUGAAUGUACAAUGCUACAUUAUGCACAGUUGGUAGUCUGACAGAACAAAAUGACCUUGCUUAGCAAAAAUGUGCACAAUGACAAGGAAAAAUAAAGCUAAGGUGGUUUAUCCUUAUUUAAUAAGAGGGAAAUUACUUUAA
Messenger RNA from Folsomia candida, 2158 nucleotides. RefSeq names its product putative fatty acid elongation protein 3. Gene Ontology annotation, biological process: sphingolipid biosynthetic process; fatty acid elongation, saturated fatty acid; very long-chain fatty acid biosynthetic process. Lineage: Eukaryota; Metazoa; Arthropoda; Collembola; Entomobryomorpha; Isotomidae. Gene Ontology annotation, cellular component: endoplasmic reticulum membrane. The record is from RefSeq and is a predicted model, not a curated record. The transcript has 6 exons. Gene Ontology annotation, molecular function: fatty acid elongase activity. Bases 1059 to 1937 code for a protein of 292 amino acids.